Messenger RNA from Solea solea (common sole), 9258 nucleotides. Its product is annotated as potassium/sodium hyperpolarization-activated cyclic nucleotide-gated channel 2-like. Lineage: Eukaryota; Metazoa; Chordata; Actinopteri; Pleuronectiformes; Soleidae. The record is from RefSeq and is a predicted model, not a curated record. The coding region runs from base 543 to 4022 and encodes 1159 amino acids. Gene Ontology annotation, cellular component: membrane. Gene Ontology annotation, molecular function: voltage-gated potassium channel activity. The transcript has 8 exons. Gene Ontology annotation, biological process: potassium ion transport; transmembrane transport.
AAUCACAUUUAGCACUCCCUUUACAUGGCCACUAGGGCGCGCUGAAUACCAACCAAGAGUGGCACCAUUAUAGGGAAGUUGUCAUUGAAAACACCCUCUAAAAUGUAUGACAUCAUGUUGGAUGUCACUAACACGUGCUAAUUAAACUUUAGAUGUUAGAAUGUAGCGUAUUUGAUAGAUUCUUCUACGAUUUUUUUCUUUUUCUUUUUUUUAUUAAAUAGAGCUACUUGAUGCUAUUUAAUCAUUAGGUCAUUCCUGAAAUGCCUCAGAUUUACUUGAAAUAACCUGGGGGCAACAUAAGCCAAUUAUUUAUAGAUCAUUUGUUGAUAUUUGAUGAUGCAAUAAUUUGACGUGCUGAUUUGAUUCUUGCGCAUCCCUGGUUGGAUGACAACUGAAAGUAGAAGUGCAGUAGUUUGCAAAGAAGUCACGUCCACCCCUCCCUCUUUUUUCCUCUGCCCUUUCUCUCCCUCUAUCUUCUUCUCUCCAUCGCCUCUCUGAACCUGAUUGGUUUCCUCCAAAGAUAAUUGAAGACAAAAUGUGAUAUGCUUCAUGCCAUGGACAGAGACGCGGCUUCACCGGUGUCUGUUGCUACUACGACAAAGAAGGCGGUGGGCGGCAUCAGCGCACCUGAGGCUGCAGCCGCGUCCACAUGCACCAGGAGCAACAGCGGCCACAGUUGUCUGGACACCGGCUCCUCUAGAGCACCGACCGCUGAGCAGCCCGGUGUGGCCACCAACGUUGAGAUGGACGAGACCGAGGACGGAGAAGAGGAGCCCAAGUUUCAGCAUCCGCGUUUGCGCCGAGCCGGGGGAAGCGGCAGUGGCGGAAGUGGUGGAGGAGGAGGAGGCGGAGGCGGAGGAGGAGGAGGAGGAGGCAGUAUCAGGAUGAAGAACUUUACACCAGGAGGGGGAGCCGCGUCCUCGGCUUCCAGGAGAAACUCCAACAAGGAGCCCUGCCUUACGCACACUGAGGACGCUGCUGCCGCUCCACGGCCCUCCGCUGCCUCCAGAGCCACCAACACCCAGACACCCUGUCCGGGCGAUGCCGUCCUGCGCGGCGAGACCAACAGAGCAUCCAGGGCGGAGGCGUCGGAAUCAGCGGAGAAGGUUGUAGCGACAGCGGGUGAUGUGUGCGUUGCUCCAAUUUCCAGCAUGAAAUGCAACAAAAACGGAGAAUGCAGGAGGGACUCUGGUACCGGGAGCCUGCGCUCAAUCAUCUCCAAGCAGGAGAAGCAGACAGGAGGGUCGGGGAGGGCCGAGGACGCAGGGAGCGCCAAGCGAGGAGCCUGUAACUCGACCACCGCCAGCAUGGACGGCUCCAUCACACCAGGUGGGUCCCUGACCGGGGGCCACGGAGGAGACCCUGUGUCCGGCGGCGUCCCCGAGAAAAAGGACUCCAAGGUGUCCUUUUCCAACGCACCGAGCCGGAAAGCCUCGUCCUCGCUGCACGGCCCGACUCACACCCAGCAGCCGCGGAACUCUGUCACUUUCCAGAAGCCGGAGGAUGGACCGCAGAUCAUGCCCGCCGAGGAUGCAGAGCCUCGGGGCAGCCAAGCCAGCUUCAUGCAGCGGCAGUUUAGCAGCAUGCUGCAGCCGGGAGUUAACAAAUUCUCCUUACGCAUGUAUGGCAGUCAAAAAGCGGUGGAGAGGGAACAGGAGCGGGUCAAAUCAGCUGGAAAUUGGAUUAUCCACCCGUACAGUGAUUUCAGGUUCUACUGGGAUUUCACAAUGCUGCUGUUUAUGGUGGGCAACCUGAUCAUCAUCCCCGUGGGCAUCACCUUCUUCAAGGAGGAGACCACUACGCCUUGGAUCAUCUUCAAUGUGGUGUCAGACACUUUCUUCCUCAUGGACCUGGUGCUCAACUUUCGCACUGGUAUCAUCAUUGAGGACAACUCGGACAUCAUUUUGGACCCAAAAACCAUUAAGACGAAAUACCUUAAGACUUGGUUCAUUGUGGACUUUAUAUCCUCCAUUCCAGUGGAUUACAUAUUCCUCAUAGUGGAGAAGGGAAUCGACUCGGAGGUGUACAAGACUGCUCGAGCGUUGAGGAUUGUCCGUUUUACCAAGAUCCUUAGUCUUCUGAGACUGUUGAGGCUGUCCAGAUUAAUACGCUAUAUUCACCAGUGGGAAGAGAUCUUCCAUAUGACCUAUGACUUGGCCAGUGCGGUGAUGCGGAUCAUUAAUCUGAUUGCUAUGAUGCUGCUGCUUUGUCACUGGGACGGCUGCCUACAGUUCCUGGUUCCCAUGCUGCAGGAAUUCCCCUCAGACUGCUGGGUGUCUCUGAACAAGAUGGAGAACGACACGUGGUCAGAGCUCUACUCCUUUGCUGUAUUCAAAGCAAUGAGCCACAUGCUGUGCAUCGGUUAUGGCCGGCAAGCCCCGGAAAGUCUGUCCGAUAUCUGGCUCACCAUGCUGAGUAUGAUUGUAGGAGCUACUUGCUAUGCUGUUUUCAUUGGCCAUGCAACGGCUCUCAUCCAGUCCCUGGACUCCUCCAGACGUCAGUAUCAGGAGAAGUACAAACAAGUGGAGCAGUAUAUGUCCUUCCACAAGCUGCCUGCCGACUUCAGACAGAAAAUCCAUGACUACUAUGAGCACAGAUACCAGGGCAAGAUGUUUGACGAGGAGAGCAUUCUGGGAGAACUCAGUGAGCCUCUCAGAGAGGAAAUUGUCAACUUCAAUUGUCGCAAGCUGGUGGCGUCCAUGCCGCUGUUUGCCAACGCGGAGCCCAACUUUGUGACAGCCAUGUUGACCAAGCUGCACUUUGAGGUUUUCCAGCCACAUGAUUACAUCAUAAGGGAGGGCACAAUUGGAAAGAAAAUGUACUUUAUCCAGCAUGGAGUCUGCAGCGUUAUUACCAAGGGCACCCUUGCUAUGAAACUCUCUGAUGGCUCUUAUUUUGGAGAAAUCUGUUUAUUGACGAGGGGUCGGCGGACAGCCAGCGUGCGAGCAGAGACUUACUGUCGACUCUAUUCUCUGUCUGUUGACCACUUUAAUGAGGUGCUGGAGGAAUACCCUAUGAUGAGACGAGCCUUUGAGACUGUUGCCAUUGACCGUCUGGACCGAAUAGGUAAAAAGAACUCCAUCCUGAUGCAUAAGGUUCAGCAUGAUCUCAACUCUGGUGUCUUCAACAACCAGGAGAAUGAGAUGAUCCAGGAGAUUGUCAAGUAUGACCGUGAGAUGGUGAAGCUGGUGGACCUGCAGCGCCCACGAGCCAUGUCAAUGACCCCUUCCAUUGGUGGUAUCUUUGCUCCUCCUGGUCAAUCGCAGACAGGAUCUGCAAUUGCCACCCUCCAACAAGCUGUGGCCAUGAGCUUCUGUCCUCAGAUGGCAAGUCCAUUGGUGGGUCCAGGCUCUCUGCAGUCUCCUCGUAUGGUGCGAAGGUUUCAGGUGAUGCAGAGCCUGUCCAGUCCAGUCUCCAUGUCUCCUCUUCAGUCUCAACCACCUCAGACUCUUGGAGGAGCAUUCGGCUCAGCAAUCUCCAGCCCUCCUGUCCAAAGCCCCCUUGCAGUUUCAGGACGGACUUUCCAGUACAUGGCAAGCGCAGGACCCUCUGGGUCCCAGUUGUCCCUAGUACAGCACCAUGCACCCAGCCCGACAUAUACCCAGCAGAGGCCUGCCUCACACAAAAGCACCCACUCCCUUCAUACAGGCAGCUUGAGCCAGGACACCCGGGCCCUUUCUGCCUCCCAACCUUCACUUCCCCAGGAAGGAACACCACAAGCUGCCCCUGCAGCCCCCAGCCCUCCACCCUCUACUCGCACCUCCAACACCUCCAUCGGUCCCCCUCAGCCCACUCACCCGGGCCUGCCCGGGUCCUCAGGGGUGGGGAGAUCAGUAGGAGGUCAACAAAGGGUGGCCUUUGCCUCCAUUCCGCCUCCUGGUGGACCUGCUGCAGCAGCAGCAGCAGCAGCAGCAGCAGCUGCUGGAGCCGGACCUCCAGACUCUGGAGUUCCCAAGAAAGAUUCAAUUGUCAGCCUUCCAGAGCUAGACUCUGCCAGAUCCCGGCUGUCUUCCAACUUGUGACCCUGGUAGAGUUGAGGAAAGAGGCCUUUUUUGUAGGAGAAUCUGCUUGUUUUAGGUCAGUCCAGCUGAUCUUCUCAGCCUGCGAAAUGACCAAUCAGCUACCACCAUCGCCACCAGUCAUUUGACCUGGAUGCACCGUGUGGUGGCGUCAGGAGAAGGAAAAGAGAAACUCCAAGUCUUGCAACACUUUGGCUAUGAGGAGUCUAUAGAGUUAAACAUGUAUAACUUAAGGUUGAACUGGUCUAGUCUGCUGUACCAGCACCUUUAGUCUUAGUAUCACCCCGUACACUCUGCUUCCAAACACCUACUGUAUAUUGCUGUCUUUACUGUAAAGAUAAGAAGAAACAUAUGAUUAAUGUUACUAUUGCAUACUGUGUAGAAUCCAUGCAAUGCAAUCUAGCAGGAGCUGGACUUAAAAAUGAAAAUCAGGGACUUGAGGUCAAAUGACAAUGACAUUUUAAGCGUUCAAAAAGUGUUUUGAGUGUAAGUUUUUUCUGUAUAAGCUGUCGUAGCAAAAGAACACACUGCUCUUCAUAUUGUUUAAAAUAGUAGUAAAAAUAGUGUUUUAGACCGCUGGUCGAUCUUACAUCGAUGUGUACAUAGUUGAUGAAAACGUAUGGAAGGAUAUUAUAUUCAUUGUAUCUAUCCAAACCAAAGUUGAGCUCAAACACAAAGUCUGGUUGUGUCUGUAUCAACUAAAAAAGAAGCAUAGAAGAAAAUGCCAUUUAUUUAACUGCCUUGAUUCAACGUUAGAAGCCAUAUAUUUGGUUUGUGUGUAUGUAUAUAUGUGGGUGUAGGUUUGCGUGUGUGACUUUGUUGGUAUGUUUUGGUUCUAUUUUCAGAGAACGGACUCACAUGAUCUCUACACUCCUUUGUCAAGCGUGAUUGGUCUGACAUGCUGACAUUGGCACUUUUCACCAAACGUCUGGGAGGUGGUCAGCAUACUGAUUGUAAUCCUGAAGGCAAAGGUGGUUAAAUAAUCUGAGCUUUAUCAAAUGGAAACAUUUGUGAACAACCCACACUGUAUACUUGCUUGUUUUUGUCUAGGUUUAUUGAUUAACACAUGCAAUAUAAUUCUGCAAUACUCUACCCCGCCUAUAUAUAAAUAAAUAAACAAAUAUAUAUAUGUAUAUGUGUAUAUAUAUAUAUGUACACACAUAUAUAUAUGACUAUAAAUAUAAAUAUCUAUACAUAUUCUGUACAGGAAAUAGAACUUUUACCUUCUUCUUUUUAUUUAUUUUUUUUUUUUAAUUGUGAAAUCUGAAAGAAUCCAGCAGCUAUUGUGGCUUCACUUGAUAGGUAUUGUAAUCCAGUGACUAUGUGCUAUCUUAACCAAAAAUGUUGGAAUGAGGGAAUGCGAGGAAGGAGCAAUUGGUUUUGGAGCCACAGGAGAAUACCACACUUUGAGUUCAGCAAGUCAGAUCCUCAUAAAAUGUCACUUUAAAGCCCAUUUGAAGGUGUUAAGUGGUGUAAGAUGAAUGGGGGAUUUUAGGUAGGCAAUAUGGGGCAAGAAUGCUUCACUUGUAAAAAGUCGUCGCCUCAUAUCUUUCAUGUCUUUCUGUGCCCCGCAUCAUCCAAAACUUCCAACUUUUAAUAUCGUAACAUUUAGAUCCGUAGCCACCUUAUAGUUACAUUUUUGGGUUUGUGUUGAGGCUUGUGUUUUCCUCAUCCUUAACAAUCUGAUCCUGUUGAACCUAAAAGCCUUCUCUUGCUGAAUGUAUGCCAUACGAGAGGGAAGACAGCUAAUCAGAUAUAAACUGCCAUGUAAAUAAAGGGUCAGAGAUUAAAAAAAAAAAGAAAAGAAAAAAAAAAGCUUUUAUGAUGCAAGGGAGAUUGUGGGCAUUUAUGUAUGUGUUGCUGAGUGUGUGAUCUUUUUAGUUUCCGUGAUGCCUCUCUGGGUUGAAUGUUGCUGUAUGUAAUCCGUAUGCUACCCCCGUAACACCUGACCUAACACGAGAUUAUUCUUUUAGUUUCUUGUAAGAGAGGGUGUGCAUGGGAGCGAGUCGUAACCACUUUGAAUUCCUCAUUCUAUAGCAAACACUGAGGACAUCCAUUUAAGCGCCUUGUGUUGCACUAUGACCUUGUACUCAAAAUGAAAGUCAAUACUCUGUUUUCCCUGAAACAGUUGCAGUAACUUCUCCUGGAAACAUUAUUUGGUUAAACGGUGAUGAAGCAAAUCAAAUCCUAUUGGGAUAGAAAGGAGGCAGCUCGUUCACAUCCAACUUUUUCAGUGCCGAGCAUCGAUCCAAACAGUAAAUUCGAUGCAAUGGACAUUUUACUCAGGUUUGCUACCUUUCCAGAGUGAUAUAUUGAUUGGCGCAGCGCUUUACAUUGAUUUACGUGGACUUGUCUAUCCUGCCAUAAUCAACUUGUUGAUUUAACCAAGCGGAACGAUACUCCUUGAAUUUCAAUUGGCUUCGAAAAACAAGGUGGAUUUAGUGGAGUCAUAACCCUCAGAUAUUUAUGAGCAUAACUCGCUGGUGGUCUGUUUUGAUCACUCUUCCUGAGAGCUGUUUAAAUCUUGAAACAAAGUGUAGGUGAUUGUUUUUAUUAUCAUUAUUAUUAUUAUUAUUGAAAGGGCUUCAUUAUUUUGCUUGUCAUCCCUGGCUCAUCGUCACGGUGGAGCAGCCACACGCUGUCUCGUCCGUUUGAUCAGUAACAUGCACUAAACCUUGUUGCUUGUCGGGUCACAGUGCGUCAUCAGCAAAACACUCUGUUGCUUUUGUCCUGUAGGAAAGGUACAUGCCAAAAUGCCAAUACAAUUGUGAAUGAAGUCUUUUUGAGUCAAUAGACGCUGUGUGGUUCAAUACUUUUCCAGUGCAAUCAAUUGGUCCUCUUCCCUAUUCCUUUGUGCUAAUACCAGAGUUUGCCCUACUAAGCUGCUACCAGGACUGUGCUGAUAUUAUUUGAAUGAAUCCACAGUCAAUGAAAGCAAGAUGGAAUGAGAGUUCAAGAGCUAAUGUUUCAGGCAAUAUCAGGCACUGUCUCUGUUUCACUGCAUCCAUCCAAUAAGAUACUGUAGUGUGUCAUUCACUCCCACUCAAUGGAUGGCAUCCUAGACACUUUGAACAGUACUACUCUGUUUGAACCCUCAGCUAUGAGGCUGAUACAGCCCCCACGGACUGUGUCUGUGUCACAAGUGUGCUGAGUCAGUCGGCUUACAGCCACAUGUGGUGCCCAGUGCUGUAUUUGCCUGAUGACUGGGGGUUCACGGUUGCGAUUGUUUCAUGGUUCUUCUGGACCUUGCUGUGAAGUGGGAUUGAAAUCCCUCAUACAUGUUUGACACUGACUGACUAUUAUUGAGAGCGUCUAAGUUUCAAACCUCUCUUUCUUGCUGGACCAGAUAUAAAGGGUACUGAAUGCCUUGGUGUUGAUAUGUUAGCAAAUCAGGGUAUUGUUUUUGUUUGUAAAGGUGUCUAUGAUUUAUCAGUGUAUAUCGUUUGGUUAUUGUUUUUACAAUGUGCCCCAUGCACAUGGACUGUAUAUACCUUGUGCCUAGUAUAUCUAGUUUCCACAUAGUCUAUUUUUGUGGUAUGUAUGUGCCUGUACAAAUGCAAACAUGUGUUUUUAUUUUCAACUUGCAAUAUAUGUAAAAAAGAAAAACAAAAAAAAAAACAUUAGAUGAAGAUUAGUACUGCUGAAUUAAAAUGACAAUGUCAGUAUAUAUAAUUUUCCCUAAUUUGGGAAACACAAAAUUGCACAUUUUUGUUGGUUUGAGCCUUCCAACACCAUGCGCGCUGUACUCUGUACUUUUCAUGUUCUGUACAUAUGGUAUACACAGAGAUGUGGGGCACAUUGUUGUGUUUUUACCACAACCUGCUGUAUCAGAAACAUUUUCUACAGUGAGCGGGUGAGCUCUGACAGGCUUCUGGUGGAUAUCGGCAGUCUAGACGUUAGCUUAGAUGACCUGCUUGUUGCACAGAGCCAAAAAUGACGAAGAAAAUAAACUGUGGAAAUGGCUGCACAAUAAGAACAGAAACAAAACUCGGCUGUGCACAUGCUGGAAAAUCUUUCUCAAAAAUAUGUUGCUGCACAGUUCCGAACACUCUUAUGCUGGUUGCACACUGAUCAGGUGUUUGCCAUUUAAAAAAUAAAAAAUAAAGAUCUCUCAAAGGCUGAAUUGGGCUCACGAGCCACAGCAGUCACGAGCUCUACUCUUGGUUGACUUACCUUAACUGAUAAUAGCAGAGUGCAUGCUAGUAUUUUUCAUAUCUAAGCAAAGUUCUGUGUACGAUUCAUAGUGGGACCUUCAAAUCUAGACAUUGUCUUGUACCAACUACUGUACAAUGAUUUUAUUUAGUCUAACAGUUAAAUCUUUGUGUCGUAGCUACUGUAGCCUGCUUAACUUACCUAAGCCUUCUCUCUGCUUCAGGACUCUGUGUAUUGUGUGCUUGAGUUUGUGUGUGCGUGUGUGUGUUCCUGUGCCUUUCCUUCUAUAAUGUUGGUCCCACUUGAGAAUAUGAUGCCAUUGAGGGAUUUGAAAAUGCGUGACAGGCUAAGGAGAGAUGCCACCACAAGCUCGGAAGUGUUACCUGUUCACAAACUCCAUUUGUUUAAAAAAAAAUAUAUAUAUAUUAAGUAUAAUAAUUAUAAUAAUAACAAUAAUAAUAAUAAUGAUAAAACAAAAUAAAAAAAACAAACUGUAAUGACUCUGGCACAUCCCUAGACUUAGUAGCAUUCCACAGCCUACACAAGCAGCUCAGUGUGGGCCUCCAGAUACACUUUACCAGCACCAUGUAGACAACAGCACAGAUAUCUGACACAGCAUGUGUUCUCUCUUUCUGUAUCCCUCUCUCUCCAUUUCGAACUGGUGGCCAGUCUUCAUCCACUCCUGGCUGUGCUUCUGCUCUUAACACAAAGGUUAAAGUAUGUCAGAACUCCAGCUCUGUCUAAGUUGAUGUCUACAAUCCAGGGACAAGUCAGCACCGAGCCCGAGCCACAGCACUUCCAAAUCGAUCUUAAAAGAUCCGAUGGGAUACUUGGAAGGAUGGCCAUACUUGUGGCCGUCCAGUCCUUUCAGACAGAGAUGCACAGCUGGCGGCGAGGGCAUGGAGCUGAUUUGAACCUGUGUUCAAAAGGCUGUCUUGUCCACCACCUCUGCUGGCCGAGAACACAGAGCCGCACACUGGUCUCUCUCAAUAAGCUGGUCUGUCAGUCAGUGGCAAUGUUGUUUAAGCGUUCAUAAAAAGAGGAUACAUUGUUGUGCAAUAAAAAGAUGAGCGCAUUGGCAUACAUA